Messenger RNA from Phycomyces blakesleeanus NRRL 1555(-), 225 nucleotides. RefSeq lists its product as hypothetical. The coding region runs from base 1 to 225 and encodes 74 amino acids. NCBI's taxonomy places the organism in Eukaryota, Fungi, Mucoromycota, Mucoromycetes, Mucorales, Phycomycetaceae. The transcript has 2 exons. The record is from RefSeq and is a predicted model, not a curated record.
AUGUACAAUGAGAUUCUAUCUUUGAAGGCAGACCAAGAAAACUUCAAGCUUGAAAUGAAGACACAGAUUGAAGAGUUAAAUGAAGACCUUGUCAUUGAAGUAACAAGUAACGAAAAGGCCACACUCAAUAUGUGUACAAAGCUUAUAUGUGAUGGUAUGGCUGCCCAUCCUUCGGUGAUCGCUCUUGGUCCUAAUCCUAGCUGGGGGUUGUUGUAUCCAACAUAA